CUGUGAACAUUUACUAAAAUAAUUGCAUUUCCAUGUUGUGUGUACUGUGGGAGACCAGAUAUAGUGAAUGCAGGGUCCGGGGGAGACCAGAUAUAGUGAAUGCAGGGUCUGGGGAGACCAGAUAUAGUGAAUGCAGGGUCCGGGGAGACCAGAUAUAGUGAAUGCAGGGUCCGGGGAGACCAGAUAUAGUGAAUGCAGGGUCCGGGGAGACCAGAUAUAGUGAAUGCAGGGUCCGGGGAGACCAGAUAUAGUGAAUGCAGGGUCCGGGGAGACCUGAUAUAGUGAAUGCAGGGUCCGGGGAGACCGGAUAUAGUGAAUGCAGGGGUCUGAGGAGACCAGAUAUAGUGAAUGCAGGGUCCGGGGAGACCAGAUAUAGUGAAUGCAGGGUCCUGGGGAGACCAGAUAUAGUGAAUACAGGAUCCUGGGAGACCAGAUAUAGUGAAUGCAGAGUCCGGGGA
Molecule: messenger RNA, 458 nt
Organism: Staurois parvus
Lineage: Eukaryota; Metazoa; Chordata; Amphibia; Anura; Ranidae
Source: the annotation of a GenBank genome assembly